UAUCAUCCAUACCCUUUUUUUCUAGCUCGAACCAAGCAGUGAAGAGCGAAAAGCAGGACCUCAUAGAUAGAUUUGCACACACUCGCGCAGACACUCACAUCAAGUGUUGAGAAGAAACAGACAACAUUGACAGGACGCAACCAGGCAGUAUUACUUCUCGGAUAACAUCCCGUACCUCAUAGCAAAUGAUGGACGUCCCUCUCUUCCUCUUCGGCCUGACAUCCGGCGUUGCCAUCGUCUCCACCGUCCAAUACCUCGUCCACACCGCCAAAAAGCUGCGAACCCGCAACGCCGUCGCACCCCACAAGAUCGAAGAAUCCAGCGAUGCCCUCGUCUCCUCCCCGACCACCACCUCAUCGCCCACCCCCGUGACACCGCCGGGCUCCGACUUUGACAUGGGCACCUUCACCGCGCGCGCUAUGUACGGCGAGCCCGCCUCCCGCAAACCAUCCUACAGCGUCCCCUCCUUCGUCGCCGGCGACGGCACGCUGCCCCGUCUCGAGCGCGAACUCACCGUCUCCUCGCAGAAACUCCACCGGAUGGUCCGCCACCUCGUCAACGAGAUGCGUAAAGGUCUCGAAGCGGAUGGCCACACGCUCAAGAUGAUCCCCUCCUACGUCGUCGCCCGACCCAAGGGCAACGAGGUCGGCUCAUACUUGGCCUUGGACUUUGGCGGGUCGAACUUCCGCGUGUGCAUGGUAGAGUUGAGGGGUAAUGGGCAGACGAGGGUGAGGCAGAGCAAACAUGUUAUUCCGGAUCAUUUGAAGAAAGGGACGGGUGGGGCGUUGUUUGAUUUCUUCGCGGAGUGUAUUGGAAAAUUUUUGGAGGAUAUUGGGGAGGAUCCCAAGGCGCCGAGAAGCAUUGGCUUUACAUUCAGCUUCCCCGUCCAACAAGAAGCCAUCAACCACGGCGCCCUCAUGCACUGGAACAAGGGUUUCGAAGCCACCGGCGUCGUCAACCAGGACGUCGUGGCCCUCCUCAACACGUCCCUCCAAAAAGCCGACUACAACCUCACCGUCACCGCCCUCGUCAACGACACCGUCGGCACCCUCGUCGCGCACGCCUACCAGGACCCGCAGACCUACAUCGGCGUCAUCCUCGGCACGGGCACCAACGCGGCCUACGUCGAGCGGAUCGCGGAUAUCCCCAAAUGGAACCGAUCGGGGCACGGCGCGGUUGAAGCGGGGGGUGAGAUGGUGAUCAACACCGAGUGGGGCGCGUACGACGAAGCCUCGGUGCUCCCCCUGACAUCGUGGGACCACCAACUGGACCGCGGGUCCGAGAACCCGCGCAAGCAGACGUUCGAAAAGAUGAUCUCGGGGAUGUAUCUCGGCGAAAUCGUGCGGUAUAUCCUCAUCGACCUCAUCUCCACCGGCGAGCUCUUCAAAGGCGUAUCCUCCAAGCCCCUGCAGACGCCCUACCUCUUUGAAACGGCGUACAUGUCGCGGAUCGAGCGGGACCACUCGCUCGAGCUGUCGGAUACGAAGACGGUGUUGGAGGACCUGAUGCAGGUGCCGGUGACGACUGCGCAGGACCGCAGGACGGUGAAGCAUGUGUGUGAGUUGGUGGGGAUUCGGGCGGCUAGGUUGAGUGCGGCGGGUGUGGCGGCGAUUAUUACAAAGAUGAAGCGGUUUGAUGCGUGUACGGUUGCGAUUGAUGGGAGUGUAUUUGAGCACUACCCGCACUUCGCCAACCGCAUGCGCGACGCCCUGCGCGAGCUGCUCGGCAUCAUGGCCGAGAACAUCGUCUUGGAACAAGUUCGUUGCACAUCACGCCUACGUCACACCGUCGGAUGACACCAAACUGACUUCCUCUUCUCCAAUACUUGUUCUCGCAGGCAAAGGAAGGCAGCGGAAUCGGCGCCUCGUUGAUUGCCGCUCUCCACGCGCACUGAGUUCUCAGCUUUUGCGCCAUAUGACUUUCGAUACCCAUCCCUCUGUGCAUAUUUCGUCGCAAGUUCCCCCCAGUUGGUUCAGAUAGAAGUGUUACUUUCGGCGUAGACUCGCCGGCGUUCUUCUUCCAGU
Messenger RNA from Fimicolochytrium jonesii, 2024 nucleotides. RefSeq lists its product as uncharacterized. The transcript has 3 exons. Gene Ontology annotation, cellular component: mitochondrion; cytosol. The coding region runs from base 186 to 1796 and encodes 536 amino acids. The record is from RefSeq and is a predicted model, not a curated record. Gene Ontology annotation, molecular function: fructokinase activity; D-glucose binding; glucokinase activity. Gene Ontology annotation, biological process: glucose 6-phosphate metabolic process; glycolytic process; intracellular glucose homeostasis. Lineage: Eukaryota; Fungi; Chytridiomycota; Chytridiomycetes; Spizellomycetales; Powellomycetaceae.